CCUAAAGCUUUCGAUCAGCUGGUGGCAAUCACAUCCACAAAAGCUUUCAGUCGAUCGACGGCAGCUGCUAAAAUCGCUUAGUUUACUCUGAUUUCUUUGAGUCUGCUAUAUCCCGGCUCCACAAUGAGCGGUCUGGUGAGGAGCGACACGGAGGACUUCAUCGACUGGUGGCAGCACACGGUCUUCUACCAGAUCUACCCGAGGUCCUUCAAGGACAGCAAUGGCGAUGGCAUCGGCGAUUUGCGGGGGAUCACCUCCAUGUUGCCCUACUUGGCCGAAACCGGCAUUACGGCCACCUGGCUGAGUCCCAUUUUCCAGUCGCCCAUGGUCGACUUCGGUUACGAUAUAUCAGACUACACGGAGAUUCAGCCGGAAUACGGCACUAUGCAGGACUUUGAGGAGCUCAUCGACACGGCCUACGACUUGGGCAUCAAGGUUAUCCUGGACUUUGUGCCCAAUCACAGCUCGGAUCAGCAUGAGUGGUUCAAGAAGUCUGCUGCCAGGAUGCCGGGAUACGAGGAUUUCUAUGUGUGGGAAGAUGGCAUCCUAAAGGAGGAUGGAACCCGUGCUCCGCCCAACAACUGGCCUUCGGUUUUCUAUGGUUCUGCUUGGGAGUGGCACGAGGGUCGCCAGCAAUACUACCUACAUCAGUUCACCAAGGAGCAGCCGGACUUGAACUACCGCAAUCCCAAAGUGGUUCAGGCCAUGGACGACGUUAUACUGUUCUGGUUGAACAAAGGCGUUGCUGGCUUUCGCAUUGAUGCAGUGAAUCAUCUCUUUGAGGAUGAAUCUCUUAUGGACGAGCCAUUGAGCGGCAAGUCCACGGACCCGCUCUCCUACGACUACACCAAACACAUCUACUCCAGGGACCUGCCCGAGGUCCUGGAUUUGAUUCAGCAUUGGCGGAAACUUCUGGACGACUUCAGUGCCAAGCACCCGCAGAGACCCACACGCAUCAUGAUGACGGAGGCGUACGCCGGACUCACCCAACUGGCAGACUACUACGAGGAUUCCGAGGGGGUUCGGGGCUCCCAUCUGCCCUUCAACUUCCACUUUAUCACGGAUGUCAAAGGCGACUCGGAUGCGCGUGACUUUGUCUACAACGUGGAGAAGUGGCUGAUCUACAUGCCGCGCGGGCACGCGGCCAACUGGGUCAUGGGCAACCACGACAACCCCCGAGUCGCCUCCAGAUUCGGUUCCGCCAGCGUGGACGCCAUGAACAUGCUGCUGCUCACCCUGCCCGGCGUCGCCGUCACCUACAAUGGCGAGGAGCUGGGCAUGGAGGACUACCGGGAAAUAAGCUGGCAGGAUACGGUGGAUCCGCCGGCCAGGAAUGUGGGAGAGGAGCUCUACAAGGAGGUCUCCCGGGACCCGGUCCGCACGCCUUUCCAGUGGAGCAACAAGAAAAAUGCGGGCUUUUCCAGUGCCCCCAAAACCUGGCUGCCCGUUCACCCCAAUUAUCUCGAACUCAACCUGGAGGCCCAGAUGGCAGCCAACAAGAGCCAUUAUCAGGUCUACAAGGACCUUAUUGAUCUGCGAAAGUCGGCCAUUAUGCGUUUGGGCCGCUUCAACAUUGAAGCAAUUUCUCGUUGGGUCUUUGCCUUCAAGCGGUCCUAUCCCAAUUUUGAGACGAUAAUUACCAUCAUUAAUGUGAGCGACAAGGAACAGUUGGUGAAUCUCACGGAGUUUAUCAACCAGCCCAAGAAACUGGUUGUUGAAGUUUCCGGAGUAAAUUCCAAUUAUCAUUCUGGUCAAUCCCUCGCCGCAAGUGCAUUGUCCCUGGGCGCCCGCGAAGGUCUCGUCUGUCGGCUGGUCUAGCCGGACCGGGAUUAGAGGAAUUACUACCCACGAUGGCGGCACUCUCUGCCCUUUAAUUGCAUUUCCAGUUCAAAAUGUCACGCGAUUGAAUACAAAAUGGGUGAAAAUUAAUGACCGUA
Drosophila rhopaloa is the source of this 1937-nucleotide messenger RNA. Its product is annotated as maltase 2. Bases 124 to 1818 code for a protein of 564 amino acids. The record is from RefSeq and is a predicted model, not a curated record. Lineage: Eukaryota; Metazoa; Arthropoda; Insecta; Diptera; Drosophilidae. The transcript has 6 exons. Gene Ontology annotation, biological process: carbohydrate metabolic process.